Saccostrea cuccullata (small rock oyster) is the source of this 1624-nucleotide messenger RNA. RefSeq lists its product as uncharacterized. Bases 183 to 1481 code for a protein of 432 amino acids. The record is from RefSeq and is a predicted model, not a curated record. NCBI's taxonomy places the organism in Eukaryota, Metazoa, Mollusca, Bivalvia, Ostreida, Ostreidae. The transcript has 4 exons.
UUUGGCUUGACUCCAUAAAAUCGUUCAGUGGACCUUCUGCACAAGUUUUUGCGGUUGCUACGCAUACAGAAGGCAAGACAGAAGAGGAAAAAGACUCUUUUUGGGAGACUCUUUGGAAAUUAGUAACAGAGGAUGAUAAGACCAGGCUUUAUGACAGGGACUUUGCCUUAGGACUUAUAGAGAUGAAUGAGGAAUCGAAGCAUGUUCUGCAGAGUUUAAAAAAAUCUGUUUCUGAAGUAGUAUCACAAGGCAUGGCUACGAAGAUAGAAGUUCCAUCAGCAUGGGCACUUCUUGAACAUCUUCUGCAAAAAACAGAGAAGCCAAUCCUGUCAAUUAGUGACAUCCACAAAGAGAAUAAGAAACUUUCAGAAGAAUAUCAAUUGAAAAGUCAGGAAGAAAUAUUUGAUUUUCUGUCUUUUUUCCAUGGACAUGGGUUGUUACUCUUCUUUAAGGAAGAUGAACUGAGCACACAUGCAAUUCUAGGGAUACAAUGGUUUUCUAAGGCAUUCAGUAAACUUAUUGCUGACAAGGAGCACAUUCAUAGAGACUGCAAACGAAAAUUCAUUGAAGAUUGGAACUGUUUCAAUGCCACGGGAAAUCUGAGUAAUUUACUGGUAGAUGCUCUGUGGAAAGAAGAAUCGUCAUAUUUAAAACACAAGACAAUACUCAUGUCAUACAUGGAGAGAUUACGGAUGUUAGUCAGCAUUGAAGGGGAAUCCUCCUGGUAUGUCCCCUGCAUGAACCAAAAGCCUUUUACACACGACGUCUUUAAACAAACAAUGGAGAAGUCGUCCGUUCUCUGUUUUCGAUUCACUUCCUUUGCCAUGUUCGUAUACUACAGGCUUAUUGCAUUUUGCCUGAGUUUCCUGAAGUGGAAUGUGCAGCUCGAUAAGGACAAAAUUCAAUGUCUGUAUCACACAGCAGCAAUCUUCGAAACAAAAAAUCACACAGUUAUCGUUGGUAUAAUUGAUAAUGACAUCCAGAUUCAAGUCUUGCGAAUAAGGAAUCUGAAUCCCAAGGUAUCCCGUGAAAUUGGAAAAGUAAUUGAAAUUGUCUUAAAAGAAUUGACGAAGACAUUUAAUGAAAAGAAAAACUUCCUAAAAGGCUACAAAUGUCUGAAUCGUUUCUGUAGUAAAGAAGAUCUUACAUUUAUUCCAGAAAAUGAACUGUGUGGAGUUCAAUGCAACUGCCCAAUCUCGGAUAAACACGAAAUAGAUGUACAAAGGACUCUUUAUUUUUGGCAAGAGAUUGACGAAGGGUUGCCCACUCAAGAUGACAAGGCACAAGGAAGUACAAAUGACGAUGAUAAAACUCUUCGACGAGGUUGUAAGAGGAAAAAGGAGAAAACUGUAGUCAGCAUCAAUGUAGGAAAUAUCACAACAACCUCAGGAAUGGUAACGUUUGGAAACUGUGACAAUACAUCAGUUAAACAGAACCAGGGCUCUUCAGCUAAAAGGGAAAAAUAUAAAAGGACCACAUGAUAAUUAUACAUUCCAAGGACUUUCAAGAAUACCUGAUAAGAAGAGGAAACAUACCAUUUUUGCAUUUUGUGUAAAUGUAAUAUGCAUAUUUGUUCAAGCCCAUUGUAUUGUUUUUUGUAUAUUAAAAUUGCCGUGAAUAAAUA